GUCCUCCUCCUGUCGUGCUCUGGCUUCUCUCUUGCUCACUUCUCCAUCGCUCCUGCCCGCCUGAGCCAUGACGGCCCGUCUGCCCUUAUGCGCGUCCCUGCUGCUCCUCUGCCUCCUCAGAGCCCACGCCAGUCUGGAGCUCCGCCACGCUGCUGCCAUGGCCGCGGGCCUGUGUCAGACGCGGCCCACCGACCUGGUGUUCAUCGUGGACAGCUCUCGCAGCGUGCGGCCCUCAGAGUUCGAGCAGGUCAAGGUCUUCCUGACGAAAGUCAUCGACGGCCUGACUGUGGGGCCUAAUGCCACCCGCGUGGGCGUCGUCAACUACGCCAGCCGCGUGAAGAACGAGGUGUCGCUGAAGACGUACCGCACCAAGGCGGCCCUGGUGAAGGCCGUAAAACGCAUCGAGCCGCUGUCUUCGGGCACCAUGACGGGCCUGGCCAUCCAGUUUGCCCUUAACGUGGCUUUCAGUGAGGGAGAGGGGGCCCGCCUUCACUCGCCAGAGAUCAGCAAGGUGGUCAUCAUCGUGACGGAUGGGCGCCCCCAGGACAACGUGCGCGAUGUGGCGACCCGGGCACGGGAGGCUGGCAUCGAGCUGUUCGCCAUCGGCGUGGGUCGCGUGGACAUGAACACGCUGAGGCAGAUUGCCAGCGAGCCCCUGGAGGAGCACGUGGACUACGUGGAGAGCUACAGCGUCAUCGAGAAGCUCACCAAGAAGUUCCAGGAGGAAGGGCGGGUGUCUGAUCUGUGCGCGACAGGGGACCAUGACUGUGAACAGGUAUGCAUCAGUGUACCUGGCUCGUACAAGUGUGCCUGCAACGAGGGAUUCACACUUAUGGAGGAUGGCAGGUCAUGCAAUGCCUGCAGCAGUGCAGCAACCGACGUGGUCUUUAUGAUCGACGGCUCAAAAAGCGUGCGUCCCGAGAACUUCGAACUGGUCAAGAAGUUCAUCAACCAGAUCGUGGACAAGCUGGAUGUGUCGGAGAACAAGGCGCAUGUGGGCCUGGUGCAGUACUCCAGCGCCGUGCGCCAGGAGUUCCCACUUGGCCUCCACAACAACAAGAAGGACGUGAAGGAGGCUGUGAAGAAGAUGGACUAUAUGGAGCGUGGCACCAUGACGGGCCAAGCCCUGCGAUUCCUGAUGGACAGCAGCUUUACUCCCAACCAAGGCUCCCGGCCAGGUGUCGCCAAGGUGGGAAUCGUUUUCACCGACGGGCGCUCGCAGGACUACAUCGGAGAUGCCGCCAAGAAGGCCAAGGAGCUGGGUCUAAAAAUGUACGCCGUGGGUGUUGGGAACGCGGUGGAGGAUGAGCUGAGGGAGAUCGCAUCAGAGCCCAUCAAAGAUCACUACUUCUACACUGCCGACUUCAAGACCAUGAACCAGAUUGCCAAGAAGCUGCACGUGAACAUCUGUGAAGAGGAGAACCCCUGUGAAUGUGACUCAAUCGUCAGCUUCCAGAAAAAAGUAGAAAAUGCCAUACAGGCAUUAACAAAAAAAUUGGAGAGUGUAACGAAGAGGAUUGCAGCACUGGAGAACAAGAUUGUCUGAGCGGUGUUCCUCCAUCCAGACUCUCUUCUGACCCCUCCCAUUCUCUUCUUAUUUGUAAACAACAUACCGUAAAAUAUUAAAGAGAAGCAUGAAUUUACCCUGAUUCUGCACCAGCACCCAUCCGCCCAUCCCCAUCCAUCUCUGCCCUCCGUCUGUCUCGCUAAGGAAGUAGCUUGGCCAAGAUAUUUAGAGGUUAUCAGAGAUACAGUUCACGAGUAUGUUUACAGUGAAAACCAGGAUAUAAUCAUGAGGUCAUCACCUUCAGCAUCACCCAUGGUAGCUAUGGCAACACCCCUUGUCUAUAUAACUCCAUGCAUCUGUGCAAGCUGGUCACCAGGGGUAAAGCACACUGUCCACUGGCGUUUCUUCAGCUGGGUGCUCAGAGCCCACAUGUGCAUUAAGCAAACCCAAAAUGUGAGGUGGGUCUCAAAUAUUUCUGCGUCUUCAUCUGCACUCCUUUCAGUUUCUACUUUCUCUCCAUCGCAAAGCCCUUAUUUUAUAUGAAUUAUAUACGAAACUAAUUUAAUAUAAGAUGUGACCUCACAACUAUAUGUCUUUUUUUUAAAGUUACAUAGCACAGGCAAGCAGUGCAGUGCCGCAGUGUAGAGGGAGAGAUGCAGUUUCUGCGUGAGACUUUUCGGUCCUGACGCCACACACUGCCAGGCGUAUGCUACAGAGUCACAGCCAGUGACUUUUUUUUGGGGGGGGAGAUGAUGUAAUUGACCUGUAUUGUGACCCAAAAAGAAAGACAAGACACAGGUAAGGAGAACAUUGUAGAAACAUGUUUUCAUGUUAGUAGAUCUCUGCAUAAACACCACAACACGUGACAACAAGUAAAUAAAAACAUGGAGGUACGACCAACCAGAGGAUCAGAAAUGGUUUGCCUGUGUGGUGGAAGAUUGAAAUAAAACUAAAACAUUAAUGCCAGAAAUUAAAAAUAGAAAGACUGAAAAUAAAGACUGCUUACUUGUGUAAUGUGUGUAUUAAUUCUAAUAGCUUGUCAAAAUGAACAUUGUGGACUAGAAUUGGUAUUCUUUCGUAACACCCACGUUUUCAUCAAUAUAACUAUUCUCAAGCGGACUUGAUAAAAACUAAAAAGGUUUUCUCCCAAAACGUAAUGAUGUAACGUCUACGCACCUGCGGCAGCGCUUAGGCAAUGUAUAACAAGUCUAAUAAAACAAUAUUCUAACUGCACACAGACAAAUUCGGCCUUUCAACACGAUGCGUUUUAUAAAAUAUAUUUUAUUCCCAAUCAUUACCUAAUAAAGCACAAACUAACUA
Paramormyrops kingsleyae is the source of this 2827-nucleotide messenger RNA. Lineage: Eukaryota; Metazoa; Chordata; Actinopteri; Osteoglossiformes; Mormyridae. The record is from RefSeq and is a predicted model, not a curated record.